Molecule: messenger RNA, 1527 nt
Organism: Archocentrus centrarchus (flier cichlid)
Lineage: Eukaryota; Metazoa; Chordata; Actinopteri; Cichliformes; Cichlidae
Gene: guk1b
Product: guanylate kinase 1b
Exons: 9
Coding region: 132-851 (239 amino acids)
Biological process (GO): purine nucleotide metabolic process
Cellular component (GO): cytosol
Molecular function (GO): GMP kinase activity
Source: RefSeq, a predicted model, not a curated record
AUUUGACUGAAUCAGUGUGACAUACACACACCGUACACACUCCAUUAAGAAGCCGGGCUGCACAAUCAGCUGUUACUCCACACCCCCUGCGACACAGACGAUACACACAGCGGUGCUCUGAGACAAGAACAAUGUCAGGACCGAGGCCCGUGGUGCUAAGCGGCCCCUCCGGAGCAGGAAAAAGCACUCUGUUGAAGAGGCUGAUGAAGGAGCACGAAGGAGUCUUUGGAUUCAGCGUCUCACACACAACAAGAAACCCUCGACCAGGAGAGAAAGACGGCAAAGGGCUGAACAAGCUCCCCAUGCUUCUGGGGGCUACUUUACUGCCCGUAGCAGACAUCUUAUCCUCUGAAGACAUAGAAAUGUCAACCUCACUUUCGUGUCCAAAUGAAUCAGAAACCACAGACGAAGACUACCACUUCACAACGAAGGAGGCCAUGCAGGACGGUAUUGACAACGGAGAGUUCAUUGAGAAUGCUGAAUUUUCUGGCAACAUGUAUGGAACAAGCAAGGCUGCCAUAGAAGAUGUGCGAGCCAAAAACCUAAUCUGCAUCCUGGAUGUGGAUAUCCAGGGGGUGAAGAGGAUUAAAGAGACUGACCUGGACCCCAUCUACAUCUCCAUCCAGCCUCCAUCUAUGGAAGUUUUGGAAAAACGUCUGAGGGACAGGCAGACGGAAACAGAGGAGAGUUUACAAACACGUCUGGAGGCGGCACGCAUCGAUAUGGAGCUCAGUAAGGAACCCGGAGUGUUUGAUGUUGUAAUCAUCAACGAUGACUUAGAAAAGGCCUACGAAGAGUUAAAAGAAAUCCUGGAUGAAGAAAUUAAAAAAGUUCAGGAGGCCAAAUCAUAACAAGGAAAUAAUAAGCCAGGCUUUCAGCUGGUGGACAGAAACACUUGUGACUUUGAUCAGAAUAGCUCCAUCUUCACUGAGAACGCAUCUGAAAUAAGAAAAGUUUUUCCUGACGCUCGGGUUCACUCAGUGCAGUUCUAAUACACAGAUGGAAAUGCAGGGCUCUGGACUGAAAUGUUUAAGAUGGGCUUUGUGUUAGAUUUAGUAAAAGUAAUGGUUAUAUCAAUCAUUACUUAGGUGUGUAAUCCUAAAUUAUACAUUACUGCCAUUUGGCUCAGCAAAAAAAGAGACAACUGAAGACAACUGCCAAAUCCAGUACUACAUUUGGUCUUUGCAGGACUGGGGCUGGAAGUGAUCUAAGCUAAGUACACAUCAGUACCAUCACUCGGUACCUGCUACAGACAGCACAAAAUAAUUGGAAAGUGUUCAUCAGUGAUAGGUACACUGUCAUUGAUUUGGCUUGUUAAAUUCUACUGAAGUAGAAAUAAAUUCACUCUUAGUCAAGUACAUUAUCAAGCUGGAUUUACGCUGCACAUUAUUCAAAGAUCACAUGAAGAAUGACAGUGCAUCUGAAAAUCACCGUGCAUGUGUAGAUUUAAACUAAAAUGUGUAUUAUAUGUGAUGUGCAUGUGAGUUGUAUACAAAUGAGACAGAAUAAAGAAUUUUAGGACAAUGA